AUUUCUGGAAGGUGCUCAGGCUAUCCUAAGUAGCUCUGAUGGAGCUCCACUACAUUACAAAGAUGGACAGCCCCGCUGUACUGGGAGAUACAGUGGACUGGCAAUCAGGAGGCCUUCCUGGUGACCAGGCAGACACAGUAGCCACCAGAGCAGCUCUCUGCUGUCAGAGACACUGUACAUCAAUCCCCAGAGCUGCUGAGAUGGGUGAGUCAAAAGCAAGUCCUUUGCCAGCUCCCCCCUUUUCCUCUCUGCAAGACAACUUAGCUCAGCCAGACUGCUUUCCUCCAGACCCUCUCGGCUUAGGAAACCCCCAAAUAACAGCUGAACGGAAAGUCUGUGACUGCUGCAGUCAGGAACUAGAAACUUCUUUUACCUAUGUAGAUGAGAAUGUCAAUUUGGAACAGAGGAACCACUCCCCGUCCUCCAAGGGAAGUAAUCAGCCAGGAGAUCUUGGCUGGGGCAAUUCAAGCGAGUGGUCCCAGGAAGCUGCCAUAUCUUUGAUCUCAGAAGAUGAAGAUGAGACCAGUUCAGAAUCCACUUCUACAGGGAAGUCAGUGGACUACGGUUUCAUCAGUGCCAUCUUGUUCUUGGUCACUGGCAUCCUCCUGGUGAUUAUCUCAUACAUUGUGCCCCGGGAUGUAAAUGUAGACCCCAGCACUGUGACAGCCCGGGAGAUGGAACACCUGGAGAAGGAGAGUGCAAGGCUGGGGGCUCAUUUGGAUCGAUGCGUGAUCGCGGGACUCUGUCUUCUCACACUUGGGGGGGUAGUUCUGUCUUGUUUGCUAAUGAUGUCUAUGUGGAAGGGAGAGCUUUAUCGGCGACACAGGUUUGCCUCUUCCAAAGAGUCUGCAAAAAUCUAUGGUUCUUUCAACUUCAGGAUGAAAACCAGCGCCAAUGAAAAUACCUUGGAACUGUCCUUGGUAGAAGAAGAUGUUUUGGUCCAAAGUUAAAUCUGCUUGUGCAUUUUUCAGGAACCUCUGCCUUGGCAUUUUAUGUGCAAAAAGAAAAA
Messenger RNA from Suncus etruscus (white-toothed pygmy shrew), 1009 nucleotides. It is a transcript of the gene TMEM74, whose product is annotated as transmembrane protein 74. The transcript has a single exon. Bases 39 to 950 code for a protein of 303 amino acids. The record is from RefSeq and is a predicted model, not a curated record. Lineage: Eukaryota; Metazoa; Chordata; Mammalia; Eulipotyphla; Soricidae.